This is a messenger RNA of Leguminivora glycinivorella, 915 nucleotides long. RefSeq names its product zinc finger matrin-type protein 2. The record is from RefSeq and is a predicted model, not a curated record. Gene Ontology annotation, molecular function: nucleic acid binding; zinc ion binding. NCBI's taxonomy places the organism in Eukaryota, Metazoa, Arthropoda, Insecta, Lepidoptera, Tortricidae. Gene Ontology annotation, biological process: mRNA splicing, via spliceosome. The transcript is spliced from 4 exons. The coding region runs from base 124 to 723 and encodes 199 amino acids. Gene Ontology annotation, cellular component: U4/U6 x U5 tri-snRNP complex; spliceosomal complex.
UGUGCUGUCAUCACAGUGAAGGUUCGUGAACCAAAAUACCUCGUUUUGUUGUGAUAUUCUAUUCAUCUUCAUUAAUCCUAGAGACUUCAUAAUCCGUGGUAUUUUUUCCAAAAGUACUUCAAAAUGAGUAUGAGACCUGACGACCACCGUAGGAAGUGGGACAAAGAUGAGUUCGAGAAGAUCGCUUCAGAAAGGUUGAAAGCAGAGCUAGAGGAAGAGGAGCGUUCUAAGAAGAAAGUACCUCCAGUAAAAAGAGAGCUCCUCAAGCAGCGAGAGUACAAAGUAGACUUGGACUCGAAACUCGGCAAGAGUGUUGUCAUCACAAAAAACACACCCACGUCCCAGUCUGGAGGCUACUACUGCAAUGUAUGUGACUGCGUUGUUAAGGACUCAAUUAACUUUCUGGACCAUAUCAAUGGCAAGAAGCAUCAGCGCAAUCUUGGCAUGUCUAUGAAGAUUGAAAGGAGCUCACUGGAUCAGGUGAAAGCAAGAUUCGCAAGCAACAAACGCAAGCUAGAGGAGAGGAUCCGAGAAUAUGAGCUGGACAGCCGGCUGCGCGAGGCUGCUGAAGAGGAGGCGCGUGUCAAGGAGCUGCGUCGCGAGCGCCGCCGUGACAAGAAGCGCAAGCUGCAGGAGGGUGACGAGCAAGAAGAAGAGACUCCAGCGCAGUCCGAGCUCGCUCAGAUCAUGGGCUUCUGUGGCUUCGGCGGCUCUAAGAAAUAGUGCCAGCAUGUGUUAACCACAUAUUAUACUAUAGUCAAAUAAAAUAAAAAAACUACCAUAGGUUUACUGGUGAAACCCGGUUUACUGGUGCCAUAGGGUUUACUGGUGAAACUGGUUUUUGAAAUUCGAACUAUGUGCAAAUUCCGCAAAUGUUCUUAUUUCAAAGAAAAAUUAUGUCGAUUUAUCGUGUUU